AUGGUCAAGAAGAGGGCGAACAACGGUCGCAACAAGAACGGCCGCGGCCACGUCAAGCCCGUGCGCUGCUCCAACUGCGCCCGCUGCGUUCCCAAGGACAAGGCCAUCAAGCGCUUCACCAUCCGCAACAUGGUCGAGUCCGCUGCCAUCCGUGAUAUCUCUGAGGCCUCCGUCUUCGCUGAGUACUCUGUCCCCAAGAUGUACCUCAAGCUCCAGUACUGUGUGUCCUGCGCUAUCCACGGAAAGAUCGUCCGUGUUCGCUCCCGCGAAGGCCGCCGCAACCGUGCUCCCCCCCCCCGCAUUCGCUUCAACAAGGAUGGCAAGAAGCUCCAGCCCCCUUCUGCCGCCAAGGCUUUGUAA
Messenger RNA from Penicillium soppii, 360 nucleotides. Its product is annotated as 40S ribosomal protein eS26. The coding region runs from base 1 to 360 and encodes 119 amino acids. Gene Ontology annotation, molecular function: mRNA binding; structural constituent of ribosome. The transcript is spliced from 4 exons. Gene Ontology annotation, biological process: translation. The record is from RefSeq and is a predicted model, not a curated record. Lineage: Eukaryota; Fungi; Ascomycota; Eurotiomycetes; Eurotiales; Aspergillaceae. Gene Ontology annotation, cellular component: ribosome; cytosolic small ribosomal subunit.